This is a messenger RNA of Drosophila ananassae, 1593 nucleotides long. It is a transcript of the gene Cyp6a20, whose product is annotated as probable cytochrome P450 6a20. The transcript has 2 exons. NCBI's taxonomy places the organism in Eukaryota, Metazoa, Arthropoda, Insecta, Diptera, Drosophilidae. Gene Ontology annotation, molecular function: oxidoreductase activity, acting on paired donors, with incorporation or reduction of molecular oxygen; iron ion binding; heme binding. The coding region runs from base 22 to 1527 and encodes 501 amino acids. The record is from RefSeq and is a predicted model, not a curated record.
AACUCAUUCAUAAGUUUCGAGAUGGCCGUUUUGAUCGCACUCUUAGUGGCAGUGAUCACCCUCGUGGUGUGGUAUGUCCACCAAAAUUUUAACUACUGGAAGCGCCGCGGUAUUCCACACGAUGAACCAAGUAUUCCGUUUGGAAAUACCAAAGAGUUUAUGAAAACAAAGCAUAUAUCGCUACUCGCCCGGGACGCGUACAUAAAGUACAAAAACAAGACCGAUGGACCGUUUGUGGGAUUUUACAUGUAUUUUAAAAAGUUUGUUAUUCCCACGGAUAUUGAUUUUGUAAAGACUGUGUUGAUCCGCGAAUUCGACAAGUUUCACGAUCGUGGUAUCUUCCACAACGAACGCGACGAUCCUCUCUCCGGUAAUCUGGUAAACAUCGAAGGACAAAAGUGGAAAACUCUUCGCCAGAAGCUAACCCCCACCUUUACGUCCGGAAAAAUGAAGAAUAUGUUUCCCACUAUACUGGAUGUGGGCGAUCAACUGAUUUCGGUUUUCGGAGAAAAGGUUUCCGCCAGCCAGGGCGGCUUGGAAAUCACGGAUCUCUUGGCUCGCUUCACCGCCGAUGUCAUCGGGAGCUGCGCCUUUGGCCUUGAUUGCCAUUGUCUGAAGGACCCCAAGGCGGAGUUUGUCAAAAUGGGAGUGUCUGCCAUCACCGAACGGCGACAUGGAAGAGCCAUGGACCUCUUCUUGUUUGGGGCUCCCAAAUUGGCGGCCAAGCUACGCAUGAAGGCCAAUGUGCAAAAGGUCGAGGAUUUCUAUAUGAACAUCAUCAAGGACACAGUGGAUUAUCGAGUGAAGAAUAAUGUGAAGCGUAACGACUUUAUGGACAUGCUGAUCGAGAUGAAGCUGAAGUACGAUAAUGGCAACAAACAGGAUGGUCUCACAUUCAACGAGAUUGCCGCCCAGGCCUUUAUAUUCUUCCUGGCUGGAUUCGAGACGAGCUCCACGACCAUGGGAUUCGCUCUCUACGAACUGGCCCUCAACCAGGAUGUACAGGAUAAGCUGAGACUGGAAGUUAACAGUGUGCUGGAAAAGCAUGACGGGAGACUAAGCUACGAUUCAAUGCGGGAGCUGGUAUAUAUGGAUAAGGUCAUCGAUGAAACCAUGAGGAAACGCCCUGUAGUUGGACAUUUGAUUCGCAUUGCAACUCAACGUUAUGAGCACAGCAAUCCCAAGUAUUACAUUGAACCUGGCACUGGUGUCAUGGUGCCCUCCUACGCCAUCCACCAUGAUCCUGAGUUCUAUCCGGAGCCGGAGAAGUUCAUUCCGGAACGCUUCGACGAGGAGCAGAUAAUGCAACGUCCGGCGUGUACGUUCCUGCCGUUCGGCGAUGGUCCUCGUAAUUGUAUUGGCCUUCGAUUUGGCCGGAUGCAGGUGAUUGUUGGAAUGGCUCUUCUCAUCAAAAACUUUAAGUUUGAAGUGCAUCCUACAAAGACUCAAGUUCCUCUCAAAUACAGAUGCGAUGAUAUUUUGAUCAGUGCCGAAGGUGGCAUUCAUCUGAAAGUCAGCAAAGUUUAGGGGUUACAGAAUAUAAUAGAAAAACAAUUAUAACUAAUUAAGAUAGGUUGAAACUUUCAAUGCAAU